Molecule: messenger RNA, 274 nt
Organism: Staurois parvus
Lineage: Eukaryota; Metazoa; Chordata; Amphibia; Anura; Ranidae
Source: the annotation of a GenBank genome assembly
CCAUAAGACGCACCUAGUACAGGAGAUGACCAGAGACUGCAGACAAAGUACAGGGGAUGACCAAGAGACUGCGGACACAGUACAGGGGAUGACCAGAGACUGCGGACACAGUGCAGGGGAUGACCAGAGACUGCGGACACAGUGCAGGAGAUGACCAGAGACUGCGGACACAGUGCAGGAGAUGACCAGAGACUGCGGACACAGUGCAGGAGAUGACCAGAGACUGCGGACACAGUGCAGGGGAUGACCAGAGACUGCGGACACAGUGCAGGAG